AAUUAUGGAAAGUUUAAAAAGCGGAAUGGUUGCUGGAAAACAAGGAAGUGUUCUACAAACUGCAAACAAAAUAUUUAAUAAUAUUUUAUCAAAAGGAACAAAGAAUGAAGCUGAAAAUGAAGAACUAAAACUGAUCUGGCAACUAAUUGGUUCGUCACAGGUUGAAUGUUCUCAGUCUUGUAGCUAUCUACUGUUAAAACUAGUUGAUCUAAACUAUAUUUCCCCCCAGCCUGCCAUAGUUCAUCUUCUCUCCUUGCUAAGUCAUGGCAUGUCCUUUGAGGGAAUUGUUCCUGCCGUUGGAAAACUAUUGGGAAAACUGGUUGAGAGGAGUAUAGAGAGUACUGGUGAAUAUAUUCCAUCCUACUGUAUCAGUUCAAACCAACAUCCAUUCAUUUCAAUUCUUAGGUCUACGCCAUCAACUUGGAACCUGGUCUUAGAGCAGUGUUUGAUCCUGAUAUCCCACCCAGUACCUGGAGUUCAGCAGCAUGCUCUAGUUCUACUCCGUCCUGUUCUACUUUAUCUGUUCUGUGAUCCAAACUAUCAUAUUCAUUUUGCCCCAAUCCGAGCAGUUCUAUUUAAAACUAUUCUCAAGUUGAGUGAGGAAAAGAGCGAAUAUUUUAAGUUUCUGAAUGAUCUGGUCUCAUGGAUACCAUUCAACGACAGAACCUGUAUUUCUGAGUUCCUUGAGUACUUCUUCUCCUUCUUUCAACUUGUACAGAAAAGACAAGAAAAUGAUUUACUUCAGGACCAGGUGCUUGUUCUCACAAGCCUUAUGGUUUAUCAAUCGAGGUUUGGUUUAGAUUUCUCUCCGUCUCUUCUCCUCCUCCGUAGUUUCAUUAGCUCCGACCUAGUUCAGAACUGGGAUCCACAUGCGCUUAUGUUCUCUAUUAUACUGGACUCUGCUCCACUUGGAACUGAAGGAGAUCUGGUAGAGUUCUGUUUAGAGUUGAUCAGAGCAGACAAACUUAGUAAAUUGGUAGCAGGUGUUCUUGUAUCAUCCUUUCUCCAGUGUUUAUCCUUCGACUCCAAUAUUCUUGAUUCUACUGCGAGAAAAGCAGAGUUUAUCAGGGUUUGGGAGAAGAAAGUUUGGAUUGAUAAAUCUCCAGUAGUUUUUGCAAAACAACCUUUCUUCAAUGAGCACGUGAACAAAGCUAUUGAAAUCUCUUAUUCUGCUGUUCUACUACAAAAGUCGGACUCAAUUAGGUUGGAUUGGUUAUCAGGGUUAGUCAAGAUGGAACACAAAUCUCUAUCUGAUUUCCUCCCUCUUCUAGCAUCGAUAUUCCUGUCUUCUACACUAGCUAAAGAGGCUGGCCUCGCAUUGAACCUCAUGCUCGCAUGCGUCAAGGAAAAUGCCAGUUUAAGUUCUAGUAUCCUAACCCUGGUUCUCCGUAAGCUCUCGUGUUCUACUGCAGACCCUGAGAUUAAACUAUCCCUACUUCAGGCUCUGCCCAGUAUGGCCGGAGACCGGAGUUGUAUAUCUCUAAUAUUAAAACUUCUUGGAUCCUUCUCUGCCAAACCCAACCUGACUCCGCUCCGGCUCAAGCUCCUUCUUCAACUCUGGAGAAAAGAGCCGAGAUGCUUUCAGUUUCUUCAUAAGGCCUUAGAGGAGCCAGUUGUAGAGACUGUAUUCAUGGAAACUCAGAUUACUAGAGCACUCGUCAUUAAGGAUAUAUUGAGUACACAUGGAGUAGAAUACGGAUCUGAUCUUCUCUCUAUAAUUUCAUCAAUAGUAAACCAGUGCUCUAACCAGGAGGUGACUGUAGCUGCAACCCUAGCACUUGAAUCUAUUUAUCUACUGUGCAAGGAAUCUGUUAUUGAUAUUAGAACUACGCUCAAGGUGUUGGCCCCGAAGUGUUCAAAGGAUGAGAGACCCAAGGUGGUAGAGGCGUACAUCAAGCUGCUCAGUCUGGCACCGAUAUUUAAAGUGCCAGGAAUCGAUUACUCCAAGUUUGUGUCAGACUCCCUCUGCUGGUUGUGGAGGAUAGUGUCCACCUCUAGCAAUCCCUCAAUCAUCUACUCGGCCUAUCUAUCUAUCUCCGCCUACCCUUUAGAAACUAUACAAUUGAGAAUGCUCCCUGAGUACGCUAGACAGGGGGUUAAACUACCCUCGGAGUACUGUUCCACUCCGGCAGAUGCUGCAAGAAAACCUGAGGACGUUCUCCCAUAUGUACCCGGAGACUGUUGGUCCAAGCUGAUCAACCUACCCGGAGCCAAACCGGAUACCACCGCACCUAAUCCUAUCCUGAAAGGGGUGAAAGCUUUACUCCGAGCCCUCAUUCAGGCAGAGAUUACAAACCUUCCUAGAUCUGUUUAUCAUCUAAGUCAAGCGAUGCAGAACUCGGGAGCAGAACCCGUUAACUACAAUCAUCUUCCUGUACAUAGUGUACUCAGAGGUAUUCUGAAUCAUGUUCUGGUCUGCAAAGACUUGGUUCAUCCUUCAAAUACAAGCACAGAACUAGAGCUAGUUGGUGAAGUUUGCCUUGGUCUGCUUGGAGAGGAGUAUGGUCGGCCCCUGCCGCCACUCGACUGGUUAAGCAUGGAUCAAUUCUUAGAUAGAUCUAGGCUUAAAGCCGGCUUUAUCCAGUUAAUAUCAAGACAGGCCGAGCAUUCUAGAUCAGCCCGUAUUAUCCUGGAGAGACAGCUGGGGAGUGGAUUAGACUCAGAAACAGAAUCUUUGUAUUUUCAACAGUUAAAACACAUACCAUCAUCUGUACUUGGUACUUUUAUAUCUAGGUGCUUACCGAAAGCAUUAAAGCAAGCUGAGACUGAUACUGAAGUUGAUGGGGAAACUGUUAAAGAAAAUGAAGCAACGAGACGUCUAAAGAUUUAUCUCAGCUGUAUGCAAGACACUCUUUCUAAGACUGAUGUAGCGGAAGGAAGUGUCCUUGUGAUAUCAAGUGCAUUAGAGGAGAUUUACGAGAUGUUCCCUUCAAACCUACCAGCAUAUCAGGACUAUAUAGACACCUUGUUUCUGCUACGUAUGAAGAAAGUAGAACGACUAAGCUCUCCUGCAGUUUGGUGGCAAAUUACUCCAGACAAAAUCUACAGUGCUGGUAGUUUACGUACAAAGCUUGCCUUGAGUGAUACAACAGAAACCCCUCUCACCUGGCUCAACGAGUUGCUGGAGGUAGCUGCUAAGCAACCAGGAGAUUUCUCCUUCCUUCUCCGUAACCUGGAUUCAGUUCUUAUCUUAGCACGAAGUAAAUCCAACCAGGCAUGUUUAACCUGGCUGCUGGAGCUUAUGGGUCAAGUGAGUAGUCUCCUGCGCAAAUCUGGAUCAGAGAAUGCCGCGGAAUUUCUCAUUGACGUUUUUAUUCUGGCAGUAGUAGUCUUUACAGGAACUGACGCCAUUUGCAUUCCAAGGGAACAAUUGUGCAUGUCUCGUGGAGUGCGACAAUCUCAGCUACCCACCGCGCUCUUGCGCUUGUGCGCAUGCGCACCCGGGUUAACCGGUCAACUGUCGGAUUGGUGUAUGCGACUGGUGAAGAAGAAUUUAAACUCAAACAUUAGUGAUUGUAUGCGCGCUUGUCUACCCGUAUUCAAAUAUUCUGCAAACUGGACUGAGGCUUUCAUGUGGGGCAGGGUUCUUCUUUUAUAGAACAAUCCACUAAAACAAACUCUAUUAUUACAUUUUCAGAAA
This is a messenger RNA of Eurytemora carolleeae, 3640 nucleotides long. RefSeq names its product focadhesin-like. Gene Ontology annotation, biological process: regulation of post-transcriptional gene silencing. NCBI's taxonomy places the organism in Eukaryota, Metazoa, Arthropoda, Copepoda, Calanoida, Temoridae. The transcript has 32 exons. Bases 5 to 3598 code for a protein of 1197 amino acids. The record is from RefSeq and is a predicted model, not a curated record.